CUGUGGGAGAAUGUAAGAACACGCCCAGCCUUCAGUUCAGAGAGAGAGCUGAGAGGAUCCCUCUGCUGCUCUGAUAUAAUUACAGUUUUAAGAGGUAAAAUGCUAUUGAAACCCCUCCUUUUUAUGAGGCAUGAUACAUUUCAAGGAAGGGGGGCAUAUAAUGCUAGGAGAUGAGGAUGACACAAUAUGUCCCCUUUAAUUAUUAUCCCGGGAAACAGAAUGCUAGAAGAAAGUUCCACUGCUAGUCCUGUGUGUGCCUGCCACAUACCCAUUGGCUGCUGCUGCUGCUGAGCAAGGGCUGACGCUUUGGCUAUUCACAUCACUGAGAAUUUAUAACGUCAAAAUCAGAAAUUCUUGAACUGCGAUAACCGGUUUCAGAAUGGCAUCAAUUGAUCCUUAUCAACACAUAAUCGUUGAACAUCAGUAUUCUCAUAGGUUCACAGUAACCGUAAUAAAGGCCACCAAUGUCACAAAGGGAACAUUUGGCGAUAUGCUCGACACACCAGAUCCUUAUGUGGAACUUUAUAUUUCAUCUGCACCAGACAGCAGGAAACGAACCAAGCACUUUAACAACAAUAUCAACCCAGUCUGGAAUGAGACAUUUGAAUUUAUUCUGGAUCCUAACCAAGAUAAUGUUUUGGAGAUAACUCUAAUGGAUGCAAAUUAUGUGAUGGAUGAAUCUCUGGGCACUACAACCUUUCCAAUCUCAUCAGUUAAACCAGGAGAGAAGAAACAAGUCCCAUUCACUUUUAAUAAGGUCACAGAGAUGAUACUGGAAUUCUUACUUGAAGUUUGCUCUUCCACUGACCUGAGAUUCAGCAUGGCCCUUUGUGAUCAGGAAAAGUUUUUCAGGCAAAAGCGUAAAAACCAAGUGAUCAAUGGACUGAGGAAACUUUUAGGUCCAGAAAAAACAAAAGAUCUAAAUCCAACUUCAAGAGAUGUACCAGUAAUUGCUGUGCUUGGAUCUGGAGGAGGCUUCCGUGCAAUGAUUGGGUUUUCAGGUGUCAUGAAGGCAUUAUUUGAAUCAGGAGUUCUUGACUGUGUCACGUAUAUUGCUGGUUUGUCUGGAUCUACAUGGUACAUGUCUGCACUUUAUUCGCAUGCUGAUUUUCCAAAUAAAGGUCCAAAAGAAAUAAACAAAGAAUUAAUGAAUAAUGUCAGUCACAACCCACUACUCCUGCUCACUCCUCAGAAAGUGAAACGCUACAUUGAAGCCUUGUGGAAAAAGAAAAGCUCUGGCCAGCCAGUCACAUUCACUGAUAUUUUUGCUAUGCUUAUCGGAGAGACUCUCAUCAAAGACAGAAUGAACAGAAAACUGAGUCACAUGCAGGAAAAAAUAAGCCAUGGUCAGUGUCCCCUGCCGCUAUUUACUUGUCUUCAUGUUAAACCGGAUGUCUCUGAGCUGAUGUUUGCAGAUUGGGUGGAAUUCAGCCCAUAUGAAAUUGGAAUGGCCAAGUAUGGUACCUUCAUGCCUCCAGACCAUUUUGGAAGCAAGUUUUUUAUGGGAACUGUGAUAAAAAAGUAUGAAGAAAAUCCUUUGCACUUUUUAAUGGGUGUCUGGGGCAGUGCUUUUUCAAUAUUAAUCAACAGAGUGCUUGGCGUAUCCACUAACAACCAAGGUUCUACGAUGGAGGAAGAAAUAGAAAAUCUCAAGCCAAAGCACAUACUGGGCAAUGACAGCUCUGACAGUGAUGACGAGAUGCAAGAACCAAAAGGUACUGAAAAUUCUAAAGCAGAAGAGGAGUAUCAGAGAAAUAAUCAAGCCAGUUGGGUCCAGCGUAUGCUGAUGGCAUUACUGGGUGACUCUGCUCUAUUUAAUACCCGUGAGGGAAGAGCUGGGAAAGUGCACAACUUCAUGCUUGGAUUAAACCUUAAUACAUCAUACCCAUAUUCACCCCUUUCAGGCUUGUGCACUCAGCAGUCUAUGGAGGAGGAUGAGUUUGAUGCUGCUGUCGCCGAUCCUGAUGAGUUUGAGCAAAUAUAUGAACCACUCGACGUGAAGAGCAAAAAAAUACACAUAGUGGACAGCGGGUUAACGUUUAAUCUGCCGUAUCCUCUUAUUUUAAGACCUCAACGAGGAGUCGAUUUGAUCAUUUCAUUUGAUUUUUCUGCAAGGCCCAGUGAUUCAAGUCCGCCUUUCAAGGAACUCCUACUUGCUGAGAAAUGGGCAAGGAUGAAUAAGCUGCCCUUUCCAAAAAUAGACCCGCAUGUCUUUGACCGAGAAGGACUGAAGGAAUGCUACAUAUUUAAACCAAAAAACCCAUCAGUAGAAAAAGAUUGCCCCACCGUCAUUCAUUUCGUCUUGGCUAAUCUUCAGUUCAGAAACUUUAAGGCACCAGGCGUGCCACGAGAAACCGCUGAAGAGAAGGAAUUUGCUGACUUUGACAUUUUUGAUGAUCCAGAAACACCAUUCUCCACAUUCAACUUCCAGUACCCAAAUGAGGCUUUUAAACGGCUGCACGACCUUAUGGAGUUCAACACCCUGAACAACAUAAAUGUGAUUAAGCAAGCCAUGGUGGAAAGUAUUGAAUACAGAAAGCAGCACCCGUCUCGUUGCUCUGUCUCAUUAAAUGAUGUGGAAGCACGGAAAUUACUCCACAAAGAUUCCCAAAGCAAGUUUCAAAUGUGAAGUCUACACAUACCUGGAGAUGGGGAAGUCUUACAUAUGUGUACAUACCAGGAACUGAUAAGGCAACUAACCAUGUAACUGAACGUUGCUAAAGUUAUGUUAAUCUAUAUCAGCAGGAAGCCUAUCCUUAAGCAACGCUGCUUCAGUUUCAUCAUUUAUUUUCCUAUUGAAGAUGAACAGGAUUAAAUAUGAAAUAGCAUCAACACUUUAUUGCUGCAGAGGCAAAUGCUUCUCCCUCUGAGACAGGCUGAUUGUUGGCCCAAUGUGUGUUUAUUGAUUACAUUGUCGCAUUUUGACCCGAACGUGACACACAAUGUGUUUUGACAAGACAUGGUGUUUACUCCAGCUGGGGAAUAUAUUUAGUACAAAAAAAUGAAGACAAACUUUUCUACACAUGACAUAUAAAUACUCUGUACAUCUCUGCUGAUUUUCCCCUGAGUGCCACCAUCAGGACCCCCCCUCACAUGAGAAAUGGAUUUUCAUGGGGCACCUACAGAACUGGUCAUAAGUGCUGACAAUUCUGUUUAUGAUAUGGAAAUACAUAUUUUUAUUUGUACAGCAGUUAAUGUUGUUUGGCUGUUAAACUUGUGUGUUAUAUAUAUCCUUGAGUUGGUUUUAUACUGAAAGCUUACAGCUGCAUGUUUCCAUUGAAGAGCCAUUUAUAAACGUUGGACACAUUUUCCCCUGGGCAAUAACUCAUGACAGCCAAUCAGAUGAUUGCUUUCAUUGUUUAAACAGCAGGAGGCUAGAAAAAUCCAUCUGAUUGCUUGCUGUGGAUUUCUGCCCAGGGGCAAAUUUGCCCGGUGUUUAUAAAUGAGCGCCAUUAAGUGCUAAAAUCACCACUCUUCCUAAACACAAGUACAAGUACUAAUGCCCUGUUUUUUAAGUCAUGUAGACAUAGUUGUAUAGUUAUAGAUGUAAUGUGACGUGACACAGGGCAGUAUAUCUAUAGCUGCUGUUAAUCAAAUCUUCUGUAGGGCUGUACAUUGCACACUAGUGAGUAUCAACCAAAAGGCUCAAUAUGCCAGCCACCUGGGCCUUCACACUCAUGCUUAUUCCUAGAGACCAAGUGCAGUCCAGUGCUGGCCUUUAGAAAGAUCGUAUGGAACCACUGAGGGUCCAGAGAAGACCAACUAAAUUAAUAAAGGUGAUAUAAGAAGACAGAGAGUUUAAGGUACAUUUUGCCGCUGAACAGGUUGUUUAUUAUUAGAGUUAGAAAUGAUCACUUCUGGGAAGUUAUAUUUGCAGUUACAAUUUAAAGUUUAGACCCUUAAGUGCCAAACAUAAUAGCAACAUGUGAAUUACUUGUAGCGCUAUGUGAAAAGCAUAUUGCUUGAUGCCGGCCCAGGCUUGCACUUGAAGGGUUAAAACAAUGGUUAAAUGCCACUACAGUGAAACUGGAAAAGGACACAAUUGGCUUGGAGAAAUAAAAAGGCAUAUUUACUAACAUAGUUGCAGAUUUGCUGCAUCACAAUGAGAAAUGUGCUCUAAUAUCACACUCGUAGGGAUACAUCCACUUAAAAUGUUCUCCUCCCUGGAGCAGAGAUGUAUUAUACUGUGCCAGCCCACAGGUACCUUUACCCCUGAAGACUUGAGCAGCUUGUAACUUUCCCUGCAAAAACAGACUAUUAAAGUGAAAUGUUACAGGGGAGCAAAGGGGAAAUAACCAAAGCAAUGUGCCAUAACCAGAGUGUGCAACGUGCAUAUGGGAAAUCAUUCACAAACCCUGGGUCAUGCAGUCUCCAAAAUGAAGUUCUGAAUCGGCCGUUGCCUCUUUGCAUAUGGAGCAAUAUAUUAAUUUAUGUAAUCAGAUGCAAUUUAUUUCAAUGUACAUUUUUACAAUGUUCUAUAUAAAACGAUCGUGUUUAUUGUUAUGAAGUGUUAUCCUUUAAAUCAGUGUGCUGUAAUGUUAGGAAUGGUUUGUAUAUUGAAUGUAGUAAGACAAGUUUGUAGCGUGUUGCUAUGGGAACAAGAUUGGAUAAACGUGAAUAUUGAAACGUAGGUAUUCUAGUUUCCACUUCUGAUCUAUGCUGUCAGUUUGAGGCUGACUUGGUUACAGAAACCAUAGAAAAAGACAUAAUAAAUAAUAUGUGAUAAAAA
Xenopus tropicalis (tropical clawed frog) is the source of this 4729-nucleotide messenger RNA. RefSeq names its product phospholipase A2 group IVA (gene pla2g4a). NCBI's taxonomy places the organism in Eukaryota, Metazoa, Chordata, Amphibia, Anura, Pipidae. Gene Ontology annotation, cellular component: cytoplasm; cytoplasmic vesicle. Gene Ontology annotation, biological process: phospholipid catabolic process. The transcript has 18 exons. Gene Ontology annotation, molecular function: glycerophospholipase activity; phosphatidylcholine lysophospholipase A1 activity; calcium ion binding. The record is from RefSeq and is a predicted model, not a curated record. The coding region runs from base 380 to 2629 and encodes 749 amino acids.